AUGGCUCAUAUAGCACAGUUGAAGAUCAGUGGCGUGCGAUCUGUGGGAGUAGAUGAGGAAGAUGCACAUAUCAUAAAGUUUCUAAAUCCUCUCACAAUCAUUAGUGGGCCAAACGGAACCGGGAAAACUACUAUUAUUGAAUGCUUGAAUUAUGUCACAACUGGAGCACUUCCUGCUGGAAAUCUACCAACAUUCAUUCAUAACUUGAGACUUUCGCGGAGAUCCAGAGUGGACAGCAUGGUCAAGUUACAAUUUUACGAUUCGAAGAACAGAGAAUGUGUAGCAACGAAAAGAAUGACAAGUUCUUUGACUAAAGGAGACAAAUUGAAAACUGAAUCCGAAGAGUUUACUAUACAAAUCAGAAAAGAUGGAGUGGAGAAAAAAAUUUCUUCGAAAGUUGCUGACUUCCGAAAAGAGAUGCUCAAUCUCCUUGGAAUCCCUACAGCUAUAUUAGAAAGUGUUGUUUUUUGUCACCAAGAAGAUUCUUGCUGGCCUCUGAGCGAAUCCAAGGAGUUGAAAAAACGCUUCGAUAAAAUAUUUCAGUUGACAAAGUUUGUGAAAGCUGUUGACCAAAUGAAGAAGAUCAGAAAAGAUUAUCUCAAUGAGUUAAAGGUUUUAAUGGAGAAAAAGAACAAUGGUGAGAUGUUGCUCUUGAACAAAGCGAAAUAUAUGCGUGAUCUGAAAAACACGGAGAAAAGUUGUUCUGAUGCCUCAGAGAAGUUGACGGAGCUUAAGACUAAAAUUCAGGAUUGCACUUCUUUCAUCAAGUUAGCCAGCGAGAAGCUAGUUCAUUUCGAGAAGUUGCAGAGAACCAUAGAUCUGAAAAAUGCUGAACUGAGAGGAAAACGAGAUCAUCUAAGUAACCUGAACUGUCCACCUUUCAAUGGUUCUGUUGAAAUGCUACAAGCGGAAAUAGAUCAGAUAACUUCACUAGCUGAGUUCCAAAAUCUGAUGAAGGAAAAAUCUAAUUUAGAGCAGAAAAUGUCUCGUAUUCGUAAAGAAGUCGAAGAUCUGAAAGUGUUUCAAAAAACAAAGAAUGAUGAGAUGGCCAAAUUUAAAGGAGAAGAAAUGCUUAGAUCAAGUUUAUUGUCUACUCUGGGAGAUUUGGAGCAAAAUCUUUGCUCGAAGUAUGGUCUGAAGGCAGGCGUCAACUUUGACACAGAUUUUGCCGAGCUCGUCAAAACUGAAGAAAGCGUGCUAGGAUCUGUCAAGUUUGAUGUUUCUGAACAAAGAAAACAAUAUGAUGAGACCAUCUCAACAGCUGAUUCGAGUUACAAUAGUUUGAAGUUCGAGCUAUCAGCAGUGCUCAAUUCAUUGGCUAAGCUUGGGAAUGAAAUUCGUGAAUCUGAACAAAGAUUACAAUCCGCUGCUACUUCACAGUCAGAAAUUAACAGUUUGAAUGUUGAAAUCAAGAAACUCGAGAAUAAUAUAUCGCAGCUACCUAUCAGUAAUGAUGAGAAAUCGAAAGCACUGAGGGAUCAAAGAGAAUAUCAACAAACAAUUUUAGCAGACAUACGUUUGCGUUUGAAAAAAUCUGAGUUAUUCGAAGAAACUGAAAAAGAUAUUGAACGGAAAAGUGAAGAAUAUAAUAGUGUGCAUUCUUCGCUGGAAGAAAUGAAAGAGAAGCAUCGUGAAACUUUUCUUUCCCUGUUCGAUAGAUUUGAUGAAGGUCCUUGGAGCAAAAAAAUCACAACCGCUCGUGAAGCGACUGCAGCAAAACAGUCAACAGCAGAAAAAUCACUGAACAAAGCCUUAUUGAAUGCUGAGCGUGAGAAACAGAAUAUAGUACAGAUUGAAAAGAAUCAAAAACUAUUGAAAACUGAACUAACCGAGAUUCAGUCCAAUAUUCUAAAUACUUCGGGGUGCUUACCGGAUGAUGUGACAAGUCAGCUCAACGAUGUGAAAACAAGUCUGAAACAAGCAAGGAAGGACUUAGCACCUUUAGAUACUAAGGCGAUACUUUAUGAAAGUUGGAGCAAUGAAGUUCAAGAAAAAUCUUGUUGUCCUUUGUGUGAAAGGAAAUUUUCCGGAAAGACUGGAGCACAAGAUUUAUCAAAGAAGUUAAUCAACAUGAGUAUCAGUUUCCCGGAAGAGAUUGAAAGAUUACAAAGCCAAGUUUCGUUUUAUGAGGAGAAAGAAAACUUACUAUCCUCUGCUGCUGUUGAUGUGGAUAGAAUAAAGAAAAUAGAGGUUGAACUCACUGAACUAGCUGCUAGACGUGAAGAGUCUGAGAAAAUUCUGGUAGGAGAACUGGGAUCUGUUAGAACUUGUAGAUCAGAAGUUCAAAUGAUCAAGAACCGAUUAACCAAGUUAGACUUGAUUCAGAUGGACAUAGGACUGAUGGAUAAUUAUCUCAGUUCCUCUUCUCGCAUUAAGCUCGAGCUCGAAGAAUUGAAGCUGAGAGUCCCAUGCUCGGAUGAGAAGAAGUCUUGUCGCGAACUAAAGAUGAUGAUUGAUGAUCAAGAGGAACUGAUCAAUCGGUUGAUACAUGAAAGUGAAGCACAACAAGCGGAAACUAAUAAAAGAAAUCACAUGUGUGAAAAGUUGAAUUCUUUGCGAGAUCAAAGAAUUACAUUAGGAGAAGCCGCUGCCCAGGCGACUAUGAUUCUAGAACAGAUGGAAAUCAAAAAGAAGGAUAGGUUAGAUUUAUUAAAUAAGGAAAAAUCUCUGAAACUGGAGCUACCCAUAGCGGCGAAGAAUCGUGAGAGUGCCAAAAAUGGACUUGUGGAAUUCACAGAACGUAUUGCACUACAGGAAAGAAAGCAGAACCAGAUAGUUCAAGUAAUGCUGGUCGAGAAAUCCAGACUUGACGAUUUAGUGGAAAGGCUAACCAAGAUUUCGGAGAACAGAAAACAGUCUGAGGAGUGCUCUGAUAUGCUGCAGAAAACUGAGAACGAUAUCCUCCAGAAAACAAUGCUUAUGAAUCGACUUGAGAACCAGGCCGGUGACUUGGAUAAUAUGACCGCUCGCAAACGGACCCUCGAAGAACAAAAAACACGUCUCAUUCUUGAGAACCAUGUAGCUGAGCUCGUUAAUGAAAUUAAUGACAUGGAACUGGAAGCUGAAGAUCCUGACACCAUACGCGAAGAACUCAAUCGAAAGAACUCUCAGAAGUCUAAAGCAGAAGUUGAACAAGGUAGAAUCGAAGGCCAGUUGGCAGUUACUGAAAAAACAAGACGGGAGGCACAGCAAGCGCUAGGCGCCAAGAACAUGAAAGAAGCGGAGAAAAUAUAUCGUGAUGUCGUAGUUGACCAGCUCGUCUGCGAAAAAACCAUAGAAGAUUUGGACAAAUAUAGCAAGUGUCUCGAUACUUCGAUUCUCAGGUUCCAUACUGAGAAAAUGGCUGCCAUCAAUGACAUUCUCGAUGAUUUAUGGAGAAAAGUUUAUAAAGGAGGAGAUAUAGAGAGUAUUAAAAUAAUAUCCGAUGUAGCUGGUGCUUCCACUGAUAAACGAAAGUCGUAUGAGUAUAAAGUGGUGAUGUUGGUCGAAGGAGGAAUAGAAAUGGAUAUGAGGGAUAGGUGCUCAGCCGGACAGAAGAUGCUCGCAUGUAUCCUCAUCAGGAUAGCCUUGGCUGAUGUGUUUGGGGGUGUGUGCUCCAUGAUUGCUCUCGACGAGCCUACAACCAACCUUGACGUUCACAAAGUGGAAUAUCUGGCUGAGAUGCUAAACGAUCUCAUUUCUGCGAGGAGGAAUGAUGAUGAAUACAGUUCCACUAGUGGCAGGCAGUUCCAGAUGAUUGUCAUCACUCACGACCAGCGGCUUGUUGAGCAACUCACACUAGGAACCCGUCCAGAUUUCUAUUAUGUUCUAGAAAAAGAUAUGAGAGGUUUAUCAAACAUCAGAAGAAAGUAUCCGAACGGAGAAACGGAACCAUCCAAGUGA
Molecule: messenger RNA, 3882 nt
Organism: Auanema sp. JU1783
Lineage: Eukaryota; Metazoa; Nematoda; Chromadorea; Rhabditida; Rhabditidae
Source: the annotation of a GenBank genome assembly